UGGGGAAGGUUAACGUCUUUCUCGUGAGUAAUUCCGGAGCACAAAGGUAGGUAAUUGUUUUGAGCAAUGAUAACAAUCACGUACGAAACAAACCGUUUAAUUAGGAAAAAUGAAGAGGUCUUCCACUUUCACGUGUGACGACGCGGGAAACGAGUAGAACUUGUGACAUCGUGCCAAAGGUCCUGGUCGUCGAACGUGUUGCUUGCUUACUUUCUUUUGUUUACAUUCUUGUAAACAGGGAAGGGGGAUUUCCUGGGCAUGCGCUUUACGAAAGGAUUCCUAGAGCGUAAAUUACGUAGCAUUUUGAAAUGGAGCGUCAUUGAUUUUUAAAAUUGAAUAAGGCUUUCUAGGCCCAGUGAAAAAAAAAUAUAAUUUAUCUCAAAAAUGACGAAUUCCUCGUCACAUUGUCCUGAUGCAAACAAAGAUCGAGCUCGAGCUGUCACGGUCCCUGCGAAAUAUGUUAGCUGCCGUCGGGCGGUAGGCCUUAGAACACCAGCUAUAAGUCGCACGACAAAAAAAAAAACUUGCUAGAAAGAGAAAGCAGAUCUGAUGCAAACACACCAACUUCUGUGGCACCAGGACAUUUUUUUUUUCGGCCAAAUCAAAAAGUGCCCAUGAAUUUACAGCAUCAGCUGGCUUUGUUUUGGUUUUAAACCACGUGACGCGAUGAUUUUGACACAAGCGAUCGCGUUUGGGUAGGUUUACAACAAGAAGAAGUCAAAGAAAGCCAGCUUCACUGUUUGAAUUCCGAUGCCACGUCCGUUCGUCCGUGAUUGAUAGUUGGACAAAGCAAAACAAGCAAACAAACACUUGAAUGGAAAGUUGACAUGCCAACCGAGCUGAGAUGUCAUGAUGCGGGCUAAACUAGAACAAAUUGACGUUUAUUAAAUUGUUUUAAUUUGUGUGUUUAAAUAUCUUACACAUUUUCAAAAAAUACCAAACGUAAUUCAUGAACACACCCCAGCACGACGACGGAGCGAGUGAGCUUUUAUGUUCAAUGUUCAAUAAUGUGGCACUUCAUUCACUUGCUCCGCGCCUAACACGAGAGACACGCGGUCCCGUAUGGACGUUUCGAACGGAUGGUGAAAGUGCAAUCGCAGGUUGCAUAUCUUCGGGCGAACCGCUCGUGUUAAAAGUGAAAUCAGCGUCGCAGCGUGGCGAUUUUCAACUGUGGUUUCGAACUUUUUAGUUUUAUUUCGUGUGAUUGAGAAUAUUUUAACGGUUAUUAACUAGGAGUCAUUGCUCUCUGUGGGGAAAAAAACUCACCAAAAAGGAAGAAACGCGAAAGAUUUCCGUGUCCGAUUGUUGACACUAUCAUAUAAAAUGGAGCUUGCGUGCCGGACGGUACGAGAACACCCAAAGUAAAUACACCAAGUGCGGAAGGAAGGAUGGCACCAUCGUUGGCGAGGACGAGGUUGGACGAGUGGCGUUGGUUCCAGCGACAAACUCUGGAAACUACUAAAACAGUAGUGAAAGUGCCUUGACGAUGUUAAAUCGGUCAGUUGGAAUACUAAAAAGACUCUACAAUAGUAUUUUUUAAGAAAGACUGUGAUUCGCGCAAAAGUUAAAAAGUGAAAACAGUCAAAAUGGCGGAAAACGUCAAAGUUGUGGUCCGUUGCAGACCGAUGAACAAACGGGAGCAACAAGCUGGAAAUAAGAACAUAACCCAAAUCGACAAUUCAACGGUGAAUCUGGACAAUCCGAACGACCUGAGCGCACCGCAAAAGUCGUUCAAAUUUGACGGCGCCUACGGUUAUGCGGCGACCACCGAAAACAUUUACAGCGACAUCUGUUAUUCCCUGGUGGAGAGCGUUCUCGAGGGUUACAAUGCGACCAUCUUUGCGUACGGUCAAACCGGAUGUGGCAAAUCGCACACGAUGCAGGGCACUACGUACAACCUGUCGGCAGCGGAUCCGAACAAUGCAAACAACAUUGGAAUAAUUCCGCGAAGUUUCGAGCACGUGUUUGAAGCGAUAGCGGUCGCUAGUGAUGUUCGGUAUUUGGUGCUGGUGAGUUAUCUGGAGAUUUACAAUGAAACGAUCCGGGAUUUGCUGGCCACUGCGGGUGGGAAUACAAAUAACCUGGCCGUCAAGGAGGUUCCUGGUGAGGGAGUUACGGUGCAGGGACUGUCGAUGCAUACGGUUCACGGGAUGAAGGAGUGCGUUGAGUUGUUGGAGAUGGGAGCGAAGAACCGGAUGGUGGGGGCCACGUUGAUGAACAUCGAGAGCUCGCGAUCGCACUCGAUCUUCACGAUCAGUUUGGAGCAGAUGUCCAGUGAUGUGGGGCAGAGUCGAGGGGUCAUCAAGCGUGGCAAGCUGAACCUGGUGGAUUUGGCCGGGUCGGAGCGGCAGAGUAAAACUGGUGCUACGGGAGAUCGGCUUAAGGAAGCUACCAAGAUCAACCUGUCGCUGUCGGCUUUGGGAAACGUGAUUUCGGCUCUGGUGGACGGCAAAACGAAACACGUUCCGUACAGGGAUUCCAAGCUGACGAGGUUGCUGCAGGAUUCGCUUGGAGGCAACACGAAAACGUUGAUGGUCGCGUGUAUUUCGCCAGCGGACUCCAACUAUGACGAAACGUUGUCAACGCUGCGGUACGCGAGUCGAGCGAAGAACAUAGCCAACAAACCGAAGGUCAACGAAGAUCCCAAAGAUACGAUGUUGCGCGAGUACCAGCAGGAAAUCCUGCGGUUGAAGCAACUGUUGACGAGCGACGGAGGUAAGCUGACGGCGGUGGUUGAUGCAGCUGAUCCUCUGGACUUGACCGCGAUCGUGCGGGAUUCUACAGUUUCAUUUGAAGCGGAGAAGCAAGUUCUCAAGGGUCAGUACGAGUCGGAGGUGUUGAACUUGAGGAAGGAAUACGAACAGCAGAAAAUAGCUAAGCAAGAGCUGGUGAAGGAUAUCGAGAAGAUCAAAUCUUACUACGAGGGACAAAUGCAGCAGUUGAUAGCGAAGAAGAGUGCGGAUAAGCCUGUGGAACGGGUUGCACCAACUGUGAUGGACAAGCAGGAGAUAUACGAACGGAUUAAGGAGAUUAAAAACGGUCUGAUUGGUGGUGAACGAGCAAACGAUAUUCAGCUGAAGGAAAAGCGAUACCGGAACAAGCUGGCUUCGGAGAAGCGAUUGAACGCUCUCGCAACGGCAAUUAGUAGGGUAGAGCAGAGCGAGGAUCGUGACCUGUUACAGGGCCACUACACGGACAUUCAACAGGAGUUGAAGGCGAGGUACGAGCAGAUCCGGCAGCAGAGAAAGCGGAUCAAAUCGUUGGAGCGAGAGAUUUCCGACAUCCAGGGAGAGUUCCAGACGGAUCGAGCCGACUACCUGGCCACGAUACGGCAACUGGAGAAAAAGGUUCUGUUUUUCGAGGCUAUCUACCAGAAAGCGAUGCCGGUGCUGCGGAAGGACGGUCGCUACUGGAACCUGGAAGUGCUGGAGAUGGAUUCGGAGUGGAACGAUGAUCUGAAAAAGUGGAAACUGCCUAACGAUUCUGUGCUGCGGGUUCGGCUUCCUCCAGCGGACUGCCAACCAGUACCGCCGUCACCUUCAUCCCCACCCAAAACCGGUCGCGACAGCCAGACUUCGGUAACGGCACCGGGUCGGCUGGAGCGUAGCUCCACCAUGAUUCUGACCAAGUUGCCCGACUUUGGCAGCACGGGGAAUCACCACCGGAAGGAGUUUCUGAGCAAAAGUACCAACUGCAACCCGUUUCCGAAGAUCGAGGACGUCGCGAUGGCGUACUUUCGGCCACGGCGCGCCGCCGAGCUGGUCUACAAGAACGGGUGGGGGAGCGUGCAGCAGCAGAAAUGAGGUUUGUAUACAAUCUUUGUUAGACAAAGCGACUUAGUGAAAUUUGAUAUUUUGGACGUUUGGAACAGAGUUUAUUUUUUGGCAAAACAAUAUAUUUUUAUUACUAUA
Culex pipiens pallens (northern house mosquito) is the source of this 3911-nucleotide messenger RNA. It is a transcript of the gene Kif3C, whose product is annotated as kinesin-like protein KIF17. Gene Ontology annotation, biological process: microtubule-based movement. The record is from RefSeq and is a predicted model, not a curated record. Gene Ontology annotation, molecular function: microtubule binding; microtubule motor activity; ATP binding. Bases 1587 to 3803 code for a protein of 738 amino acids. The transcript is spliced from 5 exons. Lineage: Eukaryota; Metazoa; Arthropoda; Insecta; Diptera; Culicidae.